AGAGGUUCACGUGACUAAACUUCUGCAUAAAUUAAUUCGCUAUCGGGAUAGGAUUAUUUGAUAAAGUGCGCUACCAAAAUUGCCCCAAGCACCUUCGACGAGUUGUGUGUGAAAGGACGCUCUUAGUCGUGUUAGAAACUGUCUGUUGGAAAACAGACUCAAGCAGUUAUGUCACAGCCCGAGAACAACACAGAAGAAAACAUGUCUACUGAAGAUUUGCAGACCCCAGGAACUGAUCCUGAGUCCGACAACUUCAGUGAGAAUGGCGAAGACAAUGAGUUGAGUGCUGAAAAACUCGAUCCUGCCGAUAGGGAAUUAUAUGAAAAAUUGAAGCAACAAGAAAGAGAGGAAAGGGAAGAAAUUGAAAGAGAACUAAAAGCUCAUGAAGAAGCAUUAUCGAGACACCAGGAGGAGCUCCGAGCACGAGAAAAAGAACUUCGUUUGGCUCAGGAACGCAUGAGACAGCGAGAGCAGGACAUUCGUACCAAACAUACUGAUGAUUUUCGAGUAGUACACCCUCAUCACAGUCUUCAUCACCCCCACCCGGCCCACGCCUCGUCCCCACGGGACAUCAAACUGGAAACCCACUCCAUACGUGCACAGAAUCACAGUCCCUUCACAGCCCAGACCUCCCCCGAUAGAUUCCCACGGAACACCCAGCCUCCCUCAGUUGGAGGGAUGCACACCCCUCCCGAUGUGGGUGAGGGUCGAACCCAUCACUGGACCUUCGAAGAGCAGUUCAAACAGGUCAGUGCGCUUUAUGAACUCAGUGAUGACCCAAAGAGAAAAGAAUUUCUAGAUGACUUGUUUGCCUUUAUGCAGAAGCGAGGGACCCCUGUGAAUCGGAUUCCCAUCAUGGCCAAGCAGACCCUGGACCUGUAUGAGUUGUUCCGCCUGGUGGUGUCCAAGGGCGGCCUCGUGGAGGUCAUCAACAAGAAACUGUGGCGGGAGAUCACCAAGGGCCUCAACCUCCCAUCCUCCAUCACCAGUGCAGCAUUCACACUUAGAACACAGUAUAUGAAGUACCUCUAUCCCUACGAAUGUGAGAAGCUGAAACUGAGUUCCCCACAGGAACUACAGGCAGCUAUUGACGGUAACCGCCGGGAAGGGCGUCGCUCCAGCUAUGGGUAUGACCUGUCCCCCGGGCCCACGUUGGUCCCCACGAGCCAUCAUCUCAACGGCACUCUACUUAACGGCAAACUCGGAGGUGGAUCUCCGGGCAAACUCUGGCCCGACAUGGACAAUGAUGAUGACAGCCUCCCUCCAACCCCCCAGCAUUUUCCGCAUGGCCGUGGUUUGACAGAGCGUGAUGCUAUCGCCAUGGAGGUGGCAACGCGGGCGAUGGAAGAAGCUACCCGCAAGAUGGAGGCGGCAUCACGCACCACGCCCAUCGAAGAAGGUCCCCCACGUAAACGCAUGCUGUCAGAGGAAGAGAGAAUACUGGCCCAUGCUGGUAUGCCCAGUGCUCAUCUCAAGAUCACAAGUCGAAUCUGUAUUUCAGAUGAUGGUCGCUCGGAAAUCGACAACUCUCUGGUCGUCAGCAUGGAGAUCAACGGCAUCAUGUAUCAGGGUGUUCUCUUCGCACAGCAUCCACGCCGAAUCUGAGUGUAACUGUGACCAGGUGUGUGUAUAGACAAGACAAUCAGGAGCUGUGUGCACGCUGGACGAUGGCAACGGCGGCAUAAUAUCGGAGGCCACAUCACUGGUCUCUGAAGGUAGCAGGCGAGGCGCACACGUUCCCACCCCCAGGCCGAGCAGGGCGAGGGGGUCAGGAAAACGGGACAGUAUGACAUUACCAAGCCUUACUGCCUCAGCACUGAAGGAUUCAGGAUGGAUAUCUGCAUGUCUCCAUGAUUGACAAUCCUCUGGUGGGUCAUACGGCUAGCUCAGAGAUGGAACAAUACAUAAGUUAUGCAGACUGAAUUUUGCAAUCAGAUACAUUGUAUGUUCAUUUUAUGUGAGGACAAUUGAUGAGCCUUUACGAGGCUGUCUAGUAAAAAAAUUGUGUCGAAUGGGUGAGGUCAUGGUUCCAGAAGGUCAAGGUCACAAGACAAUGCCACGCCUACCAAGGGAGGACUGACUGACGGAAUCGGCCUGUCAUGACAAUCAUAUUGAGAUUAGUGCAGCACUCUUCACUUGUUUGAUUCUCAUUCUGACAAUCAUUGUACGCAGGGUAUGAUAAGGAAUUGGUUCAGUAUAGAACAAUACUAGUACAUUCAGAUUUAGUUUGCUGAUACUUAGCUAGGUUUGUUAAGGUUACAGAGAGUAACAGGUGAAGUGUGCUUGCCAGUGUACAGUGACAACCCCACAACAUGUGCCCGCAUCUGUUAUAUGUGUUCAGAUUCCAAGAUUUUAUGGCUUACUAGAACCAAUGUUAUUGAUGGAACAGGUAGGGCAUAUGCGGAAACAAUGGUGUGCAUUUUGCACAUUCUACGAGGGCAUGUGUAGUAGGGGUUUUCAGAGAUUAUUAUUAUCAAUAUUCUGUAUCAGAAUCUGUCAUAUGAGAUAUCACUUUUUAUUGUUGCGUCUGUCAUAAGUCAUUCACAGAGAUUGAAAUGUCUCAUUUGUUGUACCAUUGUGAGAUUUUAACGAGAAGACUAGAACCUUAACUCUCAUUUAAUCACUGGAAAGCCGAAAGAAAGAGAUUUGGGGUAUAAAUCCAGAAAUUGUUGGGUCCAUGUUUUUUCAAGGUACACAGAUAGUUGCCCAUGUACGUUGUGCUGUAAUGGGCACUAGACCAUGGCUAUGUGAGACACACACUGAGCAUAUUGUCUUGUUGUAUGUGUAGAGGAGGACAGGAAGAAGCUUCAUGUCACUGCUAUGCCAGCUUCUGCAGGAAUUAACAUUCUCAUCAUGGUCAUCAGACGUUGCUAAUCAGGUGGAAAUUUUCUGAAAUUUUCACUUCAAUAUCACUAAAUCUUUUAACCUAUAUGAUACAGGCACAAUCUAUAACAAUUGUUGCUGAUACAGGCAGAAUUUGUAACAAUUGUGUUGCCAAUACAGUACAAUAUGUUACAAUUGUUGCUGAUACAGGCACAAUCUGUAACAAUUUUGUUGCCAAUACAGCACAAUCUGUAACAAUUUUUGCUAAUACAGUACAAUCUGUAACAAUUGUUGCUAAUACAGGCACAAUCUGUAACAAUUGGUGCUGAUACAGGCACAAUCUGUACCAAUUGUGUUGCCAAUACAGCACAAUCUGUAACAAUUGUUGCCGAUACAGCACAAUCUGUAACAAUUGUUGCCAAUACAGCUAAAUCUGUAACAAUUUUGUUGCCAAUACAGCACAAUCUGUAUUAAUUGUUGCUAAUACAGGCACAAUCUGUAACAAUUGUGUUGCUGAUACAGGCACAAUCUGUAACAAUUGUUGCCGAUACAGGCACAAUCUGUAACAAUUGUGUUGCUGAUACAGGCACAAUCUGUAACAAUUGUUACUGAUACAGGCACAAUCUAUAACAACUGUGUUGCCAAUACAGCAAAGUCUGUAGUAAUUGUUGCUGAUACAUCACAAUCUAUAACAAUUGUUACUGAUACAGGCACAAUCUGUAACAAUUGUGUUGCCAAUACAGUACAAUCUGUAACAAUUGUUUGCUGAUACAGGCACAAUCUGUAACAAAUGUUGCUGAUACAGGCACAAUCUGUAACAAUUGUGUUGCCAAUACAGUACAAUCUGUAACAAUUGUGUUGCCAAUACAGUACAAUCUGUAACAAUUGUGUUGCCAAUACAGUACAAUCUGUAACAAUUGUGUUGCCAAUACAGUACAAUCUGUAACAAUUGUUUGCUGAUACAGGCACAAUCUGUAACAACUGUGUUGCCAAUACAGCACAAUCUGUAACAAUUGUUGCUGAUACAGGCACAAUCUGUAACAAUUGUUGCUGAUACAGCAGGACCUAGUUUCUCGAAUCUUUGUAGUGUUUACAAAUACUUGGAGCUUCAGGGAGGUAGGGCCACAGGUACGACAUCUACACGUUGGUUACUCGUGUAUGUGACCCAUAUUCUCUUUUUCAUUUAUAUUAAUCAACUCCUGACUUCAAGAAAUAACUAAUCAUACAGUUAAAAGCAUCACAAGCAAUUAAGCAUUUGUGGUAAUGGGUAUAGACUUGUAGCAAUUAAAAGGUGGUCAUGCUCCCAGUGCGAGAUGUUCUAAGGAAAAGAUUGAUUGUUUUUGCAUUGUUCAAGUUAAGAAGUAACACAUCAAAAGAGCAUUUAUAAUUACUGCUGAUCUCCAACUUGUGGAAUAUUAAUGAGAUAAAUUGCUUGCUAUCUUUGAAGCAGAAAGCUGGUACACAUGAUGGAGAUCAACUUUAGUGGAUACAUUGUCUCCAGCAAAAUGAGCUAUUAGAUGGAAGAGGUUAUAGCGUGCGUUAGUACUCUUUUUUUUAAAAAAACAAACUGUUUGUCUGAAAAGUUUGGAAAAUAUGCAUUUAGUAGGGAUGCUGAAUAUUGCUAUAUCAUUCAUUUGUAAUACUGCAAAUUCAUAAACAUUUUUCUGCAUUUCCUCCUUCAAUGCCUACCUCACAAUAAAGGUCUUGUAACUUAAUUUGAAUUUUUCACUAGCUACUUACUACCUGUUCAAAUUUUACAAGAAUCCUUUUGUGAAUCUGAAUUUGAUAACCCUAAAAUGUAUUUGUACUUGUUUACAUAUGAUUAAUUUUGUAUGGGGUAUUGAUUAAAGUGAAACAAUUAACCCAACAUUUUGCCAUGGUGAGGUAUAUGAAGUAUUAUUGUGAAAGUUCUGUGACCUCUAUUGUUGACUAAACACAUUUGGUGUAGUUGAUAAGUGAUAGGCCAUUAGCUAAGGUUAGCAGGGACACAUUCUGGUGCAAAGAAUCUCAUUAGGCUCAGAUAAUACAUGCAUGGAAAAUUUAAGUACAUCGACUUUAGAAACAUAUCAUUCCCUGAGAAGGAUGCAUUGUAGCAUGCAUCACAGAGUCUAUUACAUGAGAAAUUAGUUACUGAUCAAUGUGCAAUGUCAUGGGUAUCGAGAGCUUAUCCUGAAGGUAUAGUGUGUAAAAAAGAUGACUUUGUAUCUUGGCAUCUAUGGCAUUGGACAAUUAUGUCCUGUUUAUCAGCGGUCCAACCAUCAAAAGCGUUCAUCAAUUAUGUUUAGUUAGGAUAUUUCAAAUUUGAUGACAGAGAUCCUCAUUGAGUAGCUGGCCCAUGGGCCUCAUUCAGAGUUGCUGUCAAGCAUUGAUGUACAAUUCCUACACUGUAACAACAGAAUUCGCAGAAUGACAAUACAUAUCUAUGUUUGGGGCUGAUGGUUGAAACAGCUCAGUCCUCAACGUGGAUACACAUCACCAAGUUCAUAAAACACAUUGUUCAUUGUCACAAGAUUUACAGUCAUUACACCAAGUUGGCCCCCAAAAUAAACCAUUGUGGCAAGCUGUGGCAAGCUCUUGUUGUAGAUUGUGUCUGGUACAGGUACAGAACUCGAUACCUCAAUUACAUGGACCAUUGGAGCUUUAUGUGCAAGCUGCAGUCUGUUUCUUGUUUUCUUUUGACACAAGAUUUUGUUGUUAUUUGUAAAUGUUGAUGUUAAUAUUUGUGCCUCUUUCUAUGCUCUUAAGCUACUUCUCAGGGAUGACCACACUAUUGGUUCUAUGCUGCGUGAAAUCCUCUGACUCUCCCUUCUGUAGACUUCCCUGAGGCCGAGAGAAUAUGCCACGUGGUAGACUUUCAGACAUAAAUGAUUACCACUAAUAUUUUCUUCUGGUAGCUUCUCCUCCAUAUCUUUUUAUUACAUAGAAAUACCAAAAUAUGUUGUAAAUGAAUUUUCAGUUCAAGGUCCAGAUUGGCUGCAGUAAAUACACUAUACUCCCCUCCUUGAGUCUGUUCAGACUAAACAAUAUACCAUUCUUCUCAGAUAGGCCCAGGGCCCAUGUAUAUUAAUCUGACAGACACUUUGAGAAAGGCUUAUUCUUGGAUAUUCUAGGCACAUUUUAAACCACUCAAGGCUUUAGACAAAUAGUGGACAUGUACCCUUGAGGUAACACUAUUGACAAAACUUAAAAAACUGAACAUACAAUGUUAUGUUUGUUGUUUUGGAUGCCUGUGUAGCAACAAUCAGAAUGUGUACAAAUUAUGUAUUUUGACUCAAACACUAUUAUUGUCAUAGUAUUUAUGGUAUGUAUAUGAAUAUUUUCUUGUUGACUCCAAUAAGAAAUCCACGUUGCACGCCCAAGAUGUAUGGAAUCCAAGAAGCACCAUGCUGUUGUGGCCAUGGUGCUCAUGUCAAGAGGAGUCCUAGAUUGUUGUCAUGGCUACUUGACUAAAGUCUGUCUGAUAAUUUCAGAACCGACAUUUUACAGAUUUCCUCAAAAAUUAUGUUCAUAAUAAUUACAAUAUUUGCAUGUUACAUUGGUAUAUAUAUAUAUAUAUGUACAUUGUAGGAUUUCAGAGUGUCAUCCAGAAAUGUUUUGUCUGUUCAGAUGAUGCAGUCAUACCCUUGUGAUGCACACAUGUUUUUUGAGAAAAUCGUCAACAUGUGUUGGCCUUGAAUUAUCAGUCAGACGAGUAGUUUUUUUGUUAAACUGGAUACUUGUUCUUGUGGUAUGAAUGUAGGAUGAUGCAUUGUCCUUGUUUUAUGCAUUACAUUCAGUCAUGAUGCAUUCAGAGUUGGAGGAACUUCAUAUCAGUAAUGUAUAUGAAUGUGUAUAUUUACAAAGUUUCAAUAACUCAUUGUUUGACAAUCACUGGAAAUAAAUGCUUAGCAUUUACCUUUAUGGUAGAUACUCAAAAAGUGCAAUAAGAUAUUUCCUUCACAAUAAAUCCCCUAAAUUAAGACCAGACAAUCAGAUGUUUUAUUUCAAUGUGAAAUUGGAACAAAAGACGUUCCCUCAAUGAAUGUCAAUGGUCAAUCGUUUCUUUUCUUUUAUACACCAAGGUUAAUCAACUAAGCUUGUCUUAAUCCAUCACCCAUCCCUGUACAUAAACAUAGACAUAAACCCAUUCCCUAAUAUAAUCUCCAAAUUUAUUUCAAUUUUUCAAUUUAUUGAUAGAUAUUUUAUCAGAUGUUUAUUUUCAUUCUAUCUGCUUAUAAUAUUUGAUAAGAAGAUAUGUACUGAGAUUAUUUAUUUACACCUGACUACCAUUCUAACAAAUGUGUUGGAGCCAUAUUCAUAAGAAUUAGGCUUUUGAGUUUGCCAGCUAUCAUAAGUGCUUCAGAAUCACCUCUAUCACCAGUGACAUACCCAAAGUUAGGAUGAAGCAAUAUGUGAUACUCAAAUGCUUUAAGAAUUGAAGUUGUACUGUAGACAGCAGUCAGUACCAUACAUGAAAAUACUCGAUAUGGAAGUGAGAUUGGAUAUGCUGUAUGUUUUCUCUUGGUUUUAUAUGGGCAGAUAUUUAUGUGUCAUGAUAGUUGUAUGUAGUUUUGUGGAAGAUAGUACAGUCUUGCAUUCAUUAUACAUAGCUGUUUGCCAGCUCUAUUGUCUAUGUUGUUGAUAUUUUUAUUACUUCUCAUAUGAAAACUGUCAUGUGGCCACUCGUCAUUAUCAUUGUAAAUUAAAACACUGCCAAACUUAACACUUCAUCAAUUAGAAAAGAUUAAACCAUUUGUCAGAUUCAAUCACUGUCGUUGUCUUUGCAAACCUUUUAGCCAUAGCUAUUAUGUUCCAAGGCUAAACCAACCAAAUUGUCAUGGAGCACCUAUUAAGCCAAGUUAGAAUAUUAUCCUGGAGUUGGUUACAAAAGUGCGUAGAGGUCCACAGGUAUAUCUUACACAACAGACUAUCAUAGGAGAGCUUCAUAUCAGGCUGAAUAAAAGCAUUUGUUUCAUGAAAGAAAUUCAUAAAGAUGUAAAAAUUGUUUCUCAUCAUCAUACCGGCUGCAUUAUGUCAGUACCCAAAAAUAUAUAUGAUUUCAAAAAUAUCAAAAAAGCCUUGCUAAAGAAAUAUUAACUGUCCUUGUCUUAAUCUUUCUGCCAUGGUUGCUAACCAGUCUUUGUCCUACUGAGAUAAAAAAAAAGCAGGUGAUCUAGUAAUUUUUACGAAAAUCUUCUGAUGAGAAACAACUUUUUAAUAGCCUAAGUCAGUGACUUUAGAACAGUGACACAGGAAGGCGACAUGAUUUUAAAAGAGUGGUUAAAGUCUCCUACCUGUUUAUAUUUUUAAGUUUCAAAGUUAGAGUGAAAACAGAAUGCGAUCUUUUAAAGGUGUUUUCCUGAUAAGCAGGGCCUGAGAAACCAAUGAUAUUAUUACUUUAGUUUUCUUAUCUUUAAUACCAUAACCUAUGAUUGAAAUAUACCUCUCAGGGGACAUGUGCAAACCAAAGAUUAUGAAAGCUGUUGAAGCAGCCUUUAUACUGAAGUGAAAUGUCAAAAAGCUUUAUUUCAUACGGUCAAUUUAACCUUAUGACGAACUAUCAAACCAUUGUGAUGUUGUUUCAUUUCAGUCUGUUUAAACUUUGUUCUCCAGCUAACCUCAUUUCCUCAUAUUGGAUUCAAAUUGAUGACCAUCUCAACAUCUUUAUGAGGACCUUGUGAAACCUGUAGCUCCUUCUGUUUGUUAACUGUCAGCUUAGUUUUUGAGACCAAACUUGAACAUGAUUUAAACUAUUUGUUUGCAGAAUUUAUUUUCUUCCCAUCUAUCCAUAAAUCACAUUUUUUAUUAGAUAUAUCUAACAGUAAAGACACUACUGCAGUUUUCCUUACUCUGUGUGUAUUUCAUUUUUAGUUUCUGAUUUGUCAGUUUUAUGUCAGUUUGACUUACUUGCCUGUGUCCUCUGUCAACUUGUAUAUUGUACUAUAGACAUGUCUUGUACAUUUCUCCACUUUCUCAGCUGUCUGUCAUCUUCAUGUCCAUGCUUAUCUAUUCAGCUCACAGAUUUAAAUCAUGUAUGUAUAUUUCUUUUUUUCAUUAUUGAAAUUUGACCCAAUUUAUAUUAUUUGCCAGUAUUUAAAUAAAAACAAAAACAUUUGAAAAUAUUGAAACUCC
This is a messenger RNA of Haliotis rufescens (red abalone), 8934 nucleotides long. RefSeq names its product AT-rich interactive domain-containing protein 3C-like. Gene Ontology annotation, biological process: regulation of transcription by RNA polymerase II. Gene Ontology annotation, molecular function: DNA binding. Lineage: Eukaryota; Metazoa; Mollusca; Gastropoda; Lepetellida; Haliotidae. The transcript has 7 exons. Bases 169 to 1605 code for a protein of 478 amino acids. Gene Ontology annotation, cellular component: nucleus. The record is from RefSeq and is a predicted model, not a curated record.